UGAGUUGUAGCUGGGCUGGUCAGGAAGUGCUAGUGGACUUGAAACUUGAGAUUUAGUGAAGACUGAGGUUGCUGUCAAUUUUACGUUCUCUAGUAGCUGCUGGAGUCUGGGGGAAAACAGGGCAACCAGGUGAUGGUUUCAGGCAUAAUGGCUCGAUCUGCUCUUCUCUGGCUCGUACGCACACUCGUGCUCUGUUCUGUGACGACAGUCCACGCACAGAAUGAUAAGUUCGUGUACAAGUUCAGCUCAGGUGACAUGGUGUGCAAGAAUUCCCAAGCUGGAGUGAGUUGCACAAACCCUCCUCGUUCCGCCAUGAACACGGCAGGGUUCAGCCCUUCACACCACAACAUCAUCUCUGUCAACGCCGACGGCAACUACGCUCUAGGAUUCGAGACAGCGACCUUCGGAUCCGUGUACCUUUCUAUAUACACGUACAACCCCAGCAACAAGUCGGCUGGCCCUUUUAUCUGGAGAGCUGCUACAUCCAGUGGAGUGCAUGUCCAAGUCCCUGCAGCGUCUUCUCUCAAGUUCUCGAAAUCUGGCAACAUCGAGCUCAUAGAUACGAAGGGAGUUGUGCAAUGGACUCCAAAUGCUACUGGCUUGGGAGUGACAGAAUUCCAGUUCAAUUUCCGCAAGCAGUCGAAGGCAAUUGCAGGAAACAUGCUUCUCUCCAACCAGGACCAUCAAGUCAUCUGGCAGAGCAUUCCAGACGUGGAGAAGAACUCGUUCAAAUUCGACAUGCAGCACCGCCCUGACAUGGUUUGCAUCAACCAGCGCCAAGGAGUGCAAUGCACGCCUCCUCUGGAGUAUCCCAUGCACCCAUCUAAUGGUAGUGACUCUCACAGAAACUUGAUAUCCCUCGACAUUAAUGGCUUGCAUGCGUUGGGCUUCGAGAGGAGCUUACGUGGUUUCUACCUCUCCAUCUACAAGUGGAGCCCGACUACGAACACGGCUGGUCCAGCGUUCUGGAGAGCGACAACGAAAGGAGCAAAUGUGCUCGUGGAUGAGCGCGGCACCCUUACCUUCUCCCACGGCGGUGCCCUCGAGCUGAAAGAUUCGCGCAACAAACUGGUCUGGACUACCAAUACCCAGGGUAGAGGCUCGGACCUGGAUUUUAAUCUCGAUUCUGGCGAACUGCGUUUGUACAACGUGGAGCGCUCCAUUGUCUGGUCCAGCGCAUGGCACGUUCGGUUUUUUUAAAUUGGAGUCUAUCAGAUUUGAACCAUUUGAAUAUUUUCAGCUUUAUAUUCUCUGACUUUAGCUGAAGUAUAUGCCAAGAGAAAUGUCUUUUUUCUCAAUGCUCCCUAUCCUGAUUGAGGAGAAAACCAAUCAGUGAAUUUUUCCAUUUUUUUUCAUGUUCGGGAUAGAAGAUAUGUAGAAUACCAAGGGAAGAAGAAACUUCUCCUUCAGCUUAAUGGCAAUUCGUGAAUUAGCGAUUUUGAAAGAAACUGAGCACGAACUUUCGACAACUUUCGACAAAACGGACAAACCUGCUACCGAAAGUUGAAUUUUCGUACUUUCUGACUGAAAUUGUGUGACAAUCAUUUACACCUUGCACGCCUGAGAGGUGGUGAUAUAUUGCUCAAAAAAAGAAACGAUCGUCAGACAAAGUUUUCAGGUAUAAGAAUUAUCCAAAGCCCUGGAGGUGUCGCACUUGUCUCCGAAUUUGCUCGUAUUGAUGCCUAGACGCAAGUUUGUGGAAUUCGAAUCGAAGACGCAUAGG
This is a messenger RNA of Marchantia polymorpha subsp. ruderalis, 1723 nucleotides long. The record is from the annotation of a GenBank genome assembly. NCBI's taxonomy places the organism in Eukaryota, Viridiplantae, Streptophyta, Marchantiopsida, Marchantiales, Marchantiaceae.